This is a messenger RNA of Rotaria sp. Silwood2, 537 nucleotides long. The record is from the annotation of a GenBank genome assembly. Lineage: Eukaryota; Metazoa; Rotifera; Eurotatoria; Philodinida; Philodinidae.
GUAACGCUGAUUCCGAAUCUGAUAUUAGUUUUGAACCAAAUUGUAGCUUUCUCACAAAACAUCCCCUGAAAAAGGUCUCAAAAUGCAGACAAACUGCUUGAAAAGUUCUUGAGAAAGAUGUAGGCGAGUGAAGAAAGCAGAUCCACAAUAACCCUAACGUUUUUUCGACAACUCUCCGAUUCCGGUAAAAAUCAAAAUCUUAGUGCCGGGAUCGAAACUACUUUGUAGAUUCCUAAGUUCAACGAUUAAGUAACUGAGCACUCUAUUGUUAUGCUUGAUGUAAUAUUAGUCGAUGAUAUUUGUUUAUUUGAAGAAAGUAUUUUAAUCCCUUAAUUUAAAUAGUCGAAACUAACAAUGUGAAACAAAAAAUAAUUUUUUUUCAAAGUCGUUCUUCUAAUUUUAGUAUUUGAUAUUUUGCUAACAUAUAUGUCAACAAAAGAUUGGGAACAAGCAUUAAAGCAAAAUAUUCCUGAACGUAAAGGUUGGGUUAUUAAAAAUCGAUCAGAUUUAGAUGAAAAAAAAUUAGAUCUAAAUUAA